AUGGCUUUAUUCAGCUUCCUCAUCCUGACCUCCCUGUGUAUUGCGGGCCGAGAGGCCCUCAGCCUAUCUGACUGCGGAGCGUACGCCAGAAGACCAGAGUACACUGACAUCGCUGUGGUCUGUGGCACAUCUGCCAUUGAGCUGUCUAUUCAAAUCUGCCCGGCCAUCUACACCGGCUACAACGAGAGCUUGCUGAUCCUCAACCGCAUCCGGGACAACGUGGACUGCCAGGGGACACUGGACACCUCGGUGGCACCUCCUGUGGUGAGAUUCAGCUUCCCCAUCAGAGAGGGGAACGCCUGCGGGAGUAACUUUUUGACCACAAGUGCGCCAGGGACGGGAAUAUUCUCAGACUUCUCCAACAUCCAGACGGUCAACGUGAGCGGGGUGAUCCGAUCCUUCGACCCCACCAUCGGCACCAUCACCUACAACGCAGAGCUCAAGUAUUACUAUUCGUGUGCUUAUCCUCUGGAGUAUCUCAUCAACAACACCCAGGUGGACGUGUCAUCCUCCUCCAUUGCUUUGAAAGACAACAAUGGGAGCUUCAUCAGCACCCUCAGCAUGACCUUGUACCAGGAUAUUAAUUACACCACGCCCCUUGUCAUGUCACCUCUGGGCGUCGAACUGAGGACAAACAUCUACGUUGAGGUGGUUGCAUCCAACCUGACGUCCCAGUACUUUGUUCUUCUGGACCGGUGCUACGCCUCGGUGAAUCCGCAGCCCUCCAACUCCACCUUCUUUAAUCUGUUUGUCUCGUGCUCCAUAGAUCAGCUCACCACCAUGCUGGAGAACGGGGAUAGCCAAAAGGCCCGCUUCUACUUCCCGGCGUUCCGCUUCAUCGAGCAGCAGAAUGAGACCAUCUCCACCUACUAUCUGCACUGCAUCACCCGACUCUGCGAGCGCAGCACCUGCAGCACCUUCAAGCAAUGCAACAGGAGGAGGAGGAGGAGUGUGGAGACCACGGUCGUCCAGGACAGCAUCACUGAGCCGUCUGUGCUCACAGUGGCUUUAAGGACCAAGACAGAGACCCCCAUUGUCUCCAAAGAGGAGGCGCUGUCUGGUGGCCAGUCUGAUGGCAGGGGCGCGUCUGUUGGCCUGGGAAUUGCGGUGGCCGUCCUCAUUGUGAUAGGGGUGGCGGCCAUUUUGAUGGCAGCGUCUUUUUAUCGAAAGCUGAAGCAGCUAAGCUAG
This is a messenger RNA of Chelmon rostratus (copperband butterflyfish), 1188 nucleotides long. Its product is annotated as zona pellucida-like domain-containing protein 1. The transcript is spliced from 10 exons. Gene Ontology annotation, cellular component: cell surface. NCBI's taxonomy places the organism in Eukaryota, Metazoa, Chordata, Actinopteri, Chaetodontiformes, Chaetodontidae. The record is from RefSeq and is a predicted model, not a curated record. The coding region runs from base 1 to 1188 and encodes 395 amino acids.